AUGCCAGAGCCCGAAAAAACACCUGCGCCAACGAGGCGUUUCCUUCCUCCAUCUUCUUCGUCGACGGCCAAAGCAACUAUACUUUCCUCUUCCGUGCGCAGGAACCCGUUCCAGAGCACGCGCUCCACACAGCCACCACCUUCUGCGACCUCUUCUUUCGCCGGCACGCCACGGUUUCAGCGGCCCACGCCGACGCUCCAGGAUGACAUUCAAACGAGUUUUGACGACGACCCCGCCUCGGCGAUGUUGUCGAAGACCGGCUUGAUAGGUGGCAAGGGAGGUAUCCCUGACCUCGACGACGACGAAACUCACCAAACGCUCUCACCACUGUACAGUCGAGGGGCUCGGGCAGCAGAAGGCGUGCACGAACACCACGCCGAAAGUGAAGCGUCGCCUCUGCAGCAUCGACUGAGAAAAUCUGCCCCGGCCACCAAACGACGCAAGGUGUCGCACUACGGAGCUAGCGUCGUUGAGCCCAUUGCGAUUUCGUCCUCCCCGGAGGAUGAUAGCCCUGAUGAAGCCAGUUUCCAGAUCGACGCCGGCUCACGAGCCUCGCAGUCCGAUCUAGAUGAUGACGAAGGUCGGCCUACAGGGCGGCCAGCAGCAGCAGCCAACGAAUCGAGCAGGAUCACACGCUUCAGGCCCGUCGCUCAAGGAUUGAGUCCACCCAGCCCAGUCUCAAGGACCGUCUUCAAAACCGUGCCGGAAGACUACCCCCCUGGAUCUGUCGGAAGCGGACCUGUCCUGCCGGACAUAUUCUCGCCCUCGCGCCGCAAGGGCAAGAGGGACUAUAUUCCCGGAGGCAGCGCGUCCCUGGUCAGAAGCUGGGUGUUGGACAUCGCGACCCGGGAGUCCCACGCUGAGUCGCUUUCGGAGGAAAUGCUCCGGAUAGCGGCAAUCGAGAAGGACGCCAGUGGACGUUUUGUCAUUGUGUCCGACGAGGAGGGCGCACGGUGGCUGCUCCCAGAGCAGCAUGGGAGACCCGGUCGAAGCUCCAGCUCCAACUGGUCCGAUCUCCGGCCCGGGUCGCACGUUCGCAUCAAAGGCAAAGCCACCAGGUGGUCUCUCGACCUCGAGCCGCAAGGUCUGGGGAGUCUUGUCGUCGCUGCCUACUGGGAGCCCAUCUCCCCCGGUUGAAUGUACUUCGCCCGUGCAGCCUCGCAA
Messenger RNA from Cladophialophora immunda, 1164 nucleotides. RefSeq lists its product as uncharacterized. The transcript is spliced from 2 exons. The record is from RefSeq and is a predicted model, not a curated record. Lineage: Eukaryota; Fungi; Ascomycota; Eurotiomycetes; Chaetothyriales; Herpotrichiellaceae. The coding region runs from base 1 to 1137 and encodes 378 amino acids.